AUGAAACUAGUUAAAAAACGAAUUGAAAAAGAUCGAUCGGGAUUCGUUGAGCUUUAUCCCGAAGAACUUGAGGAUAUGUGGCAUGUGUAUAAUCUAAUUUCAAUAGGAGAUAAUUUGAAAGCUACAACAAUACGGCGUGUUCAAAAUGAAAGUAGCACUGGUUCGGUAGAAUCACAACGGAUAAGACUUACUUUGACCAUAUCAGUAGAUGAUAUAGAUUUUGAUCCACAAGGAGGUCUAUUGAGAAUUAAAGGACGUAAUAUUGUCGAAAAUAAAUAUGUUAAAAUGGGCAUGUAUCAUACGAUUGAUCUUGAAUUAAAUCGAAAUUUUACGCUAUUUAAAGCAGAAUGGGAUAUUAUUGCACUUGAACGUAUUGAAGAAGCAUGCGAUAUUACAAAGCAGGCUGAUGUUGCAGCAGUCGUGCUUCAGGAAGGUCUAGCAAAUGUAUGCUUAGUUACACAACACAUGACUAUAGUGCGACAAAGAAUUGAACACCCUAUCCCGCGUAAACGCAAGGGGUUUGUGACAAAUUACGAAAAGGGUUUACAAAAAUUCUAUGAUCAAGUGUUACAAGCGAUUUUACGACAUGUAAAUUUUGAAAUAAUCAAGGUUAUCAUUUUAGCAAGCCCUGGAUUUGUUAAGGACCAACUUCGUGAAUAUAUAUUUGCUGAGGCAUUGAAACAAGAUAUUAGGUCAUUAUUGGAAAAUAAAUCAAAGUUUAUUCUUAUUCAUUGUUCGUCGGGUCAUAAACAUUCACUUCAAGAAGUGCUACAAGAUCCUGCUGUACAAAGCCAAUUAACAGACACAAAGUUCGCAAGAGAGAUUGUAGCUCUAGAUAAGUUUUUCAAGAUGCUUAAUGAUGAUCCUGACAGAGCCUUCUAUGGUUGGGAUCAUGUAAGGAAAGCAGAAGAAAGGGGCGCUAUUGGAACGUUGCUUCUUUCCGAUGAAUUAUUUAGGUCCGCAGAUAUUCCAACCCGUAAAAAAUAUAUUAAUCUUGUCGAAUCAGUUCGUUCAAUUGGAGGCAAAGUGUUAAUAUUUUCAAGCCUACACGUUUCAGGAGAACAACUUAAUCAGCUCACAGGAGUAGCUGCAAUUCUUAACUUUCCUUUACCUGACAUCGAAUUAGAAGAGGAUGAAAAUAAUCAAAUAGCAGCAGAAGAUAAUUCAUAA
Dentiscutata heterogama is the source of this 1170-nucleotide messenger RNA. The record is from the annotation of a GenBank genome assembly. NCBI's taxonomy places the organism in Eukaryota, Fungi, Glomeromycota, Glomeromycetes, Diversisporales, Gigasporaceae.